Messenger RNA from Amaranthus tricolor (Joseph's coat), 2940 nucleotides. RefSeq lists its product as uncharacterized. Bases 1 to 2940 code for a protein of 979 amino acids. Gene Ontology annotation, molecular function: nucleic acid binding; RNA-DNA hybrid ribonuclease activity. The record is from RefSeq and is a predicted model, not a curated record. The transcript is spliced from 3 exons. NCBI's taxonomy places the organism in Eukaryota, Viridiplantae, Streptophyta, Magnoliopsida, Caryophyllales, Amaranthaceae.
AUGGGACCCCCGCGUUCCCACCACAUUUAUACCGCGGCAGGGGAAUCCAGAACACACAAUUUGUUAGACGGAGGAAACGACCCGAUGUUUAAUCGAAACAGAAGGGAUAUUUUCUUUGCCGUUCGCGACAAGUUGCCAACUCCACCUCCCACUACCACUCCUUCCAACAGGCGCAAUUACAAUUUGUGGUGUGACUACCACAAAGAGCACGGCCAUACCCUCGCCCAAUGUCGCGAACUCAAGCGUAUCUUGUAUCAGCUGGCCGAUGAAGGAAAGCUUUCCAGGUUCCUCAACAAGAGGGACUAUGACACGGGAGAAGGAGCAAACAGAAGGCAGUGGAAUCAAAGACGCGGAUCCCCCAAGAGGGAAGAGGCAAGGCGCGAAGGUUCCCAUACGCAAGGGACCAUCAACAUGAUUUUUGGAGGAUACACCGAGGAAUAUCCUACCGUCCGCGCUGCAAAAGACAGUGUUCAUACUCUGCUGAAAAGACCAACAACGACCGUAACCAGCGGGCCGGUCAUGAAAUUUGAUGCCACGACCUCUCAAACGCUGCAACAGCCCCAUACUGACCCUCUGUUCGAGGAAAAGCACUUGCAGCCCCUCGAUAAGCCGCUGAUCGAAUUUGGGGGAAGUCAGGUCAUUCCGCUAGGAACGAUCAUUCUCCCCGUGCGCGUGGGAGAAAGAAGUGAAAGCAGGACCCUGCUCAUACGUUUCACGGUAGUGGAUCUCACUUUCCCUUACAACGCCAUCGUGGGACUUCCCCUCAUUAACAAGAUCAAAGCUGCAAUCUUCCCUCAUCAACUCUUGUUGCAAUUCGAACGGGACGAUAGAAAAGUUGGCAUCCUCAAGGGAGAUCAGAUAACGGCACGCCAAUGCCUUAUAAACACUCUGAAGCGCGGACACUCCGCGACACCCACCAAAAUGGAAAGGGAAGAUCAAGACGCUCCCGCUGUCAUGAGCGUAUAUAUGGAAAACCCUAGCACACACGAAAGGCCUCGCCCCAUAGAAAGAUGCGAGGCAGUAGACAUGUUCGAGGGAAAGCAACUAAAGAUAGGGAAAGAUCUUCCUGGUACGAUUAAAAAAGAAAUCGUGGCCACCAUUGCUGAGUUCCGUGACGUCUUCGCCUUCAGCACGGAAGAAAUGCCUGGCAUCCCUACUAGCGUCAUGUGUCAUAAACUUGACAUAAGACCAGGCCACAAACCAGUAAAGCAAAAGCUGCGGCAUCAAGGAAAAGAGCGGACCGAGGCCGCCAAAAAGGAAGUUGAAAAAUUAUUGAGAGCCGGAUUCAUUAGAGAAUGCAAAUACUCCGAUUGGCUAUCCAAUGUCGUCCUCGUGAAGAAACCAAAUGGCAAAUGGAGGAUGUGUGUCGAUUUCACGGAUUUGAAUAGAGCCUGCCCCAAGGACGACUAUCCACUUCCCAAAAUAGAUCGCCUGGUGGACUCCACAGCAGGCCAUGCGCUACUAAGUUUCAUGGAUGCCAAUGCCGGAUAUCACCAGAUUCAAUUGGCGCCGGAGGACCAAACACACACGGCCUUCAUUACUAGCAUGGGUGUCUACUACUACAAAGUCAUUCCCUUCGGGUUAAAAAAUGCUGGAGCCACCUAUCAAAGGAUGCACGCUGCGGACUUGCGUGAAACGUUCAAUACACUCCGUAAACACCAGAUGAAGCUCAAUCCGGACAAGUGCGUGUUCGGGGUCACCGGAGGAAAAUGUCUCGGCUUCUUGGUAGACGAACGGGGCAUCGAGGCAAAUCCAGAUAAGAUUCAGGCCAUUCAAAACAUGAGAUCCCCCACCUCCGUAAAAGAAGUGCAAAAGCUUACGGGGUGUAUAGCCGCACUAGGAAGAUUCCUUUCAAAGUCAGCAGACAAAUGCUUGCCUUUCUUCAAAACAAUAAAGCAACAGAAAUUCGAAUGGACCGCGGAAGCAGAAGAGUCUUUCCGUCAGCUUAAGGAGCACUUAUCGGCCUUGCCAAAAUUAGUUUCGCCCAUCAACGGGGGAAAGCUAGUCUUAUAUGUCUCUGUCUCCGAAUACUCGUUACCCGGAGUGCUUGUGGCGGAAAGGGAAAAGAAGCAGCUCCCAAUAUACUAUGUGAGUCAUGCAUUCCGCGGCUCAGAAGGAAACUAUUGCGAAGUGGAAAAGGUCAUAUUUGCGAUAGUGAUGGCCAGCAGGAAAUUAAAGCCAUACUUUCAGUCCAACCCGAUCAUUGUCCGGACUGAUCAACCUUUAAAAAAGAUCCUUGAGGGGAAAAACAAGUCGAGCCGUGUCACAGAUUGGGCAAACCAGCUAGCAGAUUUCGGCAUCGAGUACGAGCCUCGAACGGCAAUUAAAGCACAAGCCUUGGCUGACUUUAUUGCUGAAAGCACUUCCCCCCCUCCUGCUGAACUUAAUCGAGAAUGGAAAUUGUAUGUAGACGGGUCUUCAACACAAUCGGCGAGUGGGGCCGGGCUCCUCAUUGUGUCUUCCGCCGGGGUCCGCAUGGAAAGGGCGGUCAGAUUUGAGUUCGCGGCAUCCAACAAUGAGGCCGAGUAUGAAGCAUUACUGAUGGGGCUGAAAAUCUGCUACGAGGCAGGGGCUAAAGAAUUGGCCGCAUUCUCGGAUUCCCAAUUGAUAGUGGGGCAAGUAAACGGGGAAUUCGAGGCUAAAGAUGAUAGCAUGAAAAUGUAUCUGCAGCAAGUGAAGGACUUUAUUCCAAAGUUUGACAAGUUCACGUUGGAGCACAUUCCACGAUCCCAAAAUGCCCAGGCCGAUUCCCUAGCAAAACUUGCCAGCUCCGCAGAUACUUCCGCGGCUCGUGAUAUAAUUUGGGAAGUGCUCCCCAACCCCAGCAUCAACUUCAUGAUCAACACCAUCGACAGAUCUGAAACAUGGAUGGGGCCAUACGUUAAGUACUUGCAAGAUCAAACGCUCCCCCAGGACGAGAAUCAGGCCAAAAUGCUCUAG